Messenger RNA from Thelazia callipaeda (thelaziosis nematode), 528 nucleotides. NCBI's taxonomy places the organism in Eukaryota, Metazoa, Nematoda, Chromadorea, Rhabditida, Thelaziidae. The record is from the annotation of a GenBank genome assembly.
AUGGGAAAGUUGCUGUCGAAAAUAUUUGGAAAACGAGAAAUGCGAAUAUUGAUGCUAGGUCUAGAUGCUGCUGGUAAAACAACUAUAUUAUAUAAACUAAAGUUGGGUCAGUCAGUCACUACGAUUCCAACCGUUGGUUUCAAUGUAGAAACAGUUACUUACAAAAACAUCAAAUUCAAUGUGUGGGAUGUUGGCGGACAAGAUAAAAUACGACCUCUGUGGAGGCAUUAUUAUACAGGUACGCAAGCAUUAAUAUUCGUGAUCGAUGCUGCUGAUCGGGAAAGAGUUGAUGAAGCUAGACAAGAAUUGCAUCGAAUCAUAAACGAUCGCGAAAUGAGAGAUGCGAUCAUACUUGUUUUUGCCAACAAACAAGACCUCUCUGAAGCAAUGAAACCUCAUGAAAUACAGGAUAAAUUAGGAUUGACACGAAUUAGAGAUCGAAACUGGUACGUGCAACCAUCUUGUGCUACGACAGGUGAUGGACUUUAUGAGGGCUUGACAUGGUUAUCAUCAAAUUGUAAGCCUUAG